Messenger RNA from Venustampulla echinocandica, 969 nucleotides. RefSeq lists its product as uncharacterized. Gene Ontology annotation, cellular component: nucleolus; preribosome, large subunit precursor. Gene Ontology annotation, biological process: maturation of 5.8S rRNA; maturation of LSU-rRNA. The record is from RefSeq and is a predicted model, not a curated record. The coding region runs from base 1 to 969 and encodes 322 amino acids. The transcript is spliced from 2 exons. NCBI's taxonomy places the organism in Eukaryota, Fungi, Ascomycota, Leotiomycetes, Helotiales, Pleuroascaceae.
AUGUCCUCAGACGAAAUCGUCUGGCAGGUCAUCAACCAGCAGUUCUGCUCCUUCAAGCUCAAGACCACAAAAGACAAGACCUUUUGCCGCAAUGAAUACAAUGUCACCGGCUUUUGUAACCGACAGUCUUGCCCGCUUGCAAACUCUCGGUAUGCAACCGUUCGCGCCAACCCCGACACAGGAACUCUGUACCUCUACAUGAAGACGAUCGAGCGCGCACACAUGCCAUCCAAGCUAUGGGAGCGAAUCAAGUUAUCACAGAACUACGCAAAGGCCUUGGAGCAGGUUGACGAGCGGUUGAUUUACUGGCCGAAAUUUCUGAUUCACAAAUGCAAGCAAAGACUUACAAGACUGACACAAGUUGGGAUUCGGAUGAAGAGAUUAGCAAGAGAGGACGAGCGGCUGGGAGAGAAGCUUGUGCCUAAGAUGGCGCCAAAGGUUCGACGGAGAGAGGAGACUCGCGAGCGGAAAGCAGAGGCGGCCGCGAAGGUUGAGAGGGCCAUUGAGAGAGAGUUGAUUGAGAGGUUGAGGAGUGGAGCGUAUGGUGACCAACCGCUGAAUGUCAGCGAAACUAUUUGGAAGAAGGUUCUUAAGGGCUUAGAGCGGGGUGGCGAGGGUACUAGGGACGAAGAUAUGGAUGAGGGAAUUGAGGAUGAACUUGAGGAUGAAGAGGAGUACGAGGAUGAAGAAGGUGUUGGUAAUGUUGAGUAUGUGAGCGAUUUGGGUGAGGAUGAGGAAGAUUUAGGGGAUUUGGAGGACUGGUUAGGAAGCGAAGAAGAGGCCGCUACUGAUGAAGAGGAUGAGGACGAUAGUGAGAGUGAUAGCAGCGAUGAUGAUGUGAAGAAGGCAGGGGGCGCAAAAAGGAAGAAGGGUCCAGUUUCUAAGGCUAAGCCAAAGAAACUCGCCAAGAUGGAGAUCGAGUAUGAGGAGGAGAUCGAAGCAGCCCCUAGACAGCUGGCACGAGCGUGA